Molecule: messenger RNA, 1002 nt
Organism: Pteropus alecto (black flying fox)
Lineage: Eukaryota; Metazoa; Chordata; Mammalia; Chiroptera; Pteropodidae
Product: olfactory receptor 476
Exons: 1
Coding region: 1-1002 (333 amino acids)
Biological process (GO): sensory perception of smell; G protein-coupled receptor signaling pathway
Cellular component (GO): membrane
Molecular function (GO): olfactory receptor activity; G protein-coupled receptor activity; odorant binding
Source: RefSeq, a predicted model, not a curated record
AUGGGGGCCUUUGUCCCCAAAUAUGGUCAAAAUUGUCUUAUUUGGUCUCUUUGCAGUGACAUGUGCACCACAGUGGAGAACUGCACCCAGGUCACCCGGUUCGUCCUGCUGGGGCUCACAGAGCAGGAAGGGCUCAAGGGCACCCUCUUUGUGCUCUUCUUGUUCAUUUACUCAGUCACCCUCACGGGAAACCUGGGCAUGAUCACUCUGAUCCACACAGACCCACAGCUCCACACCCCCAUGUACUUCUUCCUGAGCGUCCUCUCCUUCACAGACUCCUCUUUCUCCACAGUCAAUACCCCCAAGCUGCUGGAGAACUUCCUCGCUUCAAGCCAGUCUAUCUCCUUUGCAGCCUGUGUGGUCCAGAUGGCCCUCAUGAGUCUCCACGGUACUGUUGAGUGUCUGCUUCUGGCCAUCAUGGCUUACGAUCGACUCACUGCCAUCUGCCACCCUCUCCUCUACCACACCUUCAUGUCCCAACGUUCGUGUAUCCAGCUGGUGGCAGCCACCUAUACAGCUUCUGUGGCCAAUUCAGCUCUGUUGACUGGGUCCAUCUUCAAGCUGCCCUACUGCGGCCCCAACAUCAUUAACCACUAUUUCUGUGACAUCCCCCCCGUGCUCCGACUUGCCUGUGCUGACACUGCUGAGGUUGAAGCCAUCAUCUUCAUAUCUUCUGCCCUGAUUAUCCUCUUUACCGUCACCAUCAUCCUGGCCUCCUACGCCUACAUCCUGGUGACUGUCUGCAGGAUGCGUUCCCUUGCGGCUCAAAGCAAAGCACUCUCCACCUGUGCCUCACACCUCGCCAUCAUCUGCCUCUUCUAUGGCAGCGUGACCUUCAUGUAUGCUCAGCCGAGCUCUCCCAGUUCCAUGGAUCAGAACAAGUUUGUGUCUGUCUUCUACACUGUGGUCAUCCCUAUGCUGAAUCCUCUGAUCUACAGCCUGAGGAAUAAAGAUGUGAAGAUUGCUUUAAAGAGGAGGUGCCUCAGCAAGCUGCCUUCCUAA